Molecule: messenger RNA, 2129 nt
Organism: Ceratotherium simum simum (southern white rhinoceros)
Lineage: Eukaryota; Metazoa; Chordata; Mammalia; Perissodactyla; Rhinocerotidae
Gene: PARN
Product: poly(A)-specific ribonuclease
Biological process (GO): siRNA 3'-end processing; priRNA 3'-end processing; nuclear-transcribed mRNA poly(A) tail shortening
Cellular component (GO): nucleus; cytoplasm
Molecular function (GO): poly(A)-specific ribonuclease activity; RNA binding; metal ion binding
Source: RefSeq, a predicted model, not a curated record
CCGCAGCUGCUGCCUCCGCGGUCGCCGCGGAGCUCCACGAGUAGAACGGCGGAGGCGGGCUCGGGCGGGACGGGGGCUGCGGCCACUGUGCAGAAUGGAGAUAAUCAGGAGCAAUUUUAAGAGUAAUCUUCACAAAGUGUACCAGGCCAUAGAGGAGGCCGACUUCUUCGCCAUCGAUGGGGAGUUUUCAGGAAUCAGUGAUGGACCUUCAGUCUCUGCCUUAACAAAUGGUUUUGACACUCCGGAAGAAAGGUAUCAGAAGCUUAAAAAACAUUCCAUGGACUUUUUGCUGUUUCAGUUUGGCCUUUGCACUUUUAAGUAUGACUACACAGAUUCAAAGUAUAUAACAAAGUCAUUUAACUUCUAUGUUUUCCCGAAACCCUUCAAUAGAUCCUCACCAGAUGUCAAAUUUGUUUGUCAGAGCUCAAGCAUUGACUUUCUAGCAAGCCAAGGAUUUGAUUUUAAUAAAGUUUUUCGCAAUGGAAUUCCAUAUUUAAAUCAGGAAGAAGAAAGACAGUUAAGAGAGCAGUAUGAUGAAAAACGUUUACAGUCCAAUGGUGCAGGAGCUCUAUCGUAUGUAUCUCCUAAUGCUUCAAAAUGUCCCAUAACAAUUCCUGAGGAUCAGAAGAAGUUUAUUGACCAAGUCGUAGAGAAAAUAGAAGAUUUAUUACAAAGUGAAGAAGACAAGAACUUGGAUUUAGAGCCAUGUACUGGGUUCCAAAGAAAACUAAUUUAUCAGACCUUGAGCUGGAAGUACCCCAAAGGCAUUCAUGUUGAGACUUUAGAAACUGAAAAGAAAGAGCGAUAUAUUGUUAUCAGCAAAGUAGAUGAAGAAGAACGCAGAAGAAGAGAACAGGAGAAACACGCUAAAGAACAGGAAGAACUGAAUGAUGCUGUGGGAUUUUCUAGAGUCAUUCAUGCCAUUGCUAAUUCGGGAAAACUUGUUAUUGGACACAAUAUGCUCUUGGAUGUCAUGCACACAGUUCAUCAGUUCUACUGCCCUCUGCCUGCGGACUUAAAUGAGUUUAAGGAGAUGACAACAUGUGUUUUCCCCAGACUUUUGGAUACUAAAUUGAUGGCCAGCACACAACCUUUUAAGGAUAUCAUUAACAACACAUCCCUUGCGGAAUUGGAAAAGCGGUUAAAAGAGACACCUUUCAACCCUCCUAAAGUUGAAAGUGCAGAAGGUUUUCCAAGUUAUGACACAGCUUCUGAACAGCUCCACGAGGCAGGCUAUGAUGCUUAUAUCACAGGACUGUGUUUCAUCUCCAUGGCAAACUACCUAGGUUCUUUUCUUAGUCCUCCAAAAAUUCAUGUGUCUGCCAGAUCAAAACUCAUUGAACCUUUUUUUAACAAGUUAUUUCUUAUGAGAGUCAUGGAUAUCCCCUAUCUAAACUUGGAAGGCCCAGACUUGCAACCUAAACGCGAUCACGUUCUCCACGUGACAUUCCCCAAAGAAUGGAAAACCAGCGACCUUUACCAGCUUUUUAGUGCCUUUGGUAACAUUCAGAUAUCCUGGAUUGAUGACACAUCAGCAUUUGUGUCUCUCAGCCAGCCUGAACAAGUACGAAUUGCUGUCAAUACCAGCAAAUAUGCAGAAAGCUAUCGGAUCCAGACCUAUGCUGAGUAUGUGGGAAAAAAGCAUGAGGAGAAGCAGAUCAAGAGAAAGUGGACAGAAGAUAGUUGGAAGGAGGCUGAGAGAAAGCGGUUAAACACGCAGUGCGUAUCCUAUGCUCUGCAUAACCACUAUCACCACACCAACAGUCUCACAGCUACCAGCGCAGGAGGAAAGAGAAAUCUGAGUCCCAGUCAAGCAGAAGCUGGCUUGGAGGCCAGAGUAUCGGGGGAGACUUCUGACGCUGAGCUUGAGCAGACAGAUUCCUGUGCAGAAGCCCUCUCAGAGGGAAGGAAGAAGGCCAAGAAAUUAAAAAGAAUGAAGAAAGACCUUUCUCCAGCAGGAAGCAUCUCACACAGCUCUGCCAAGCUCUUUGAAGUCCCUGACACGUGGUAACCCAGACCCGAGGGAAACAAAUUGCUGGUACUGUCGCGGAGGAAGAAUCAGCCAGCACAUUUGGAAGCCAUACUGUAUUUAAUUUAAUAAAUGUGGUAUGGGAGGGGUUUGAAACCAA